Messenger RNA from Nezara viridula (southern green stink bug), 2240 nucleotides. Lineage: Eukaryota; Metazoa; Arthropoda; Insecta; Hemiptera; Pentatomidae. The record is from the annotation of a GenBank genome assembly.
CCAGUCAGUUCUUGUCCUUAGUGCAGGCAACAUGGUCUACCAGCAGGAGGCUAUCGUGAAAUGCCUGCGGAGUGUGCCGGAAGUGGUCUCCCGAAAGAAGCAGGACGAGCCGAGCCGAGGAACCCUGGCUCGAGUCCUGGGGCUGAUGGACCUCUCCCUCCUCGGCGUGGGCUCGACCCUGGGCGUCGGAGUCUACGUCCUCGCCGGAGCGGUCGCCAAGACGGACGCAGGCCCGGCAGUCACCUUAUCCUUCAUGGUGGCAGCUUUCGCAUCAGCUUUAGCAGGUAUUUGCUACGCUGAGUUUGCUGCCAGGGUUCCUAAAGCAGGUUCAGCCUACGUAUACAGCUACGUCACUGUAGGAGAGCUGGCUGCUUUCGUCAUAGGAUGGAACCUUAUCCUGGAGUACGUUAUAGGAACUGCCAGUGUGGCUAAGGCUUUCUCAAAUUACCUAGAUGUUAUGAUGGACUACAGAAUGAAUAGAACUCUCUCUAAAUUGUUACCAAUGCCUUACGAUUUCCUCGCCCCCUAUCCAGAUUUCCUCUCUCUAGGCAUUGUUCUAGUAUUAACAGGUCUUUUGGCUUAUGGUGUAAAAGAGUCUGCCUGGAUGAACAAUCUCUUCACUGCUCUGAAUCUCCUUACUGUCGUUAUUGUCAUUGUUGCUGGUCUGUUCAAUAUUGAUGUAGGGAAUUGGAAAAUUCAAAAGGACCAAAUUCCUAAGGACAAGAAUGGCGGAGAAGGUGGAUUCAUGCCUUUUGGGGUAUCGGGUGUGAUGGCAGGAGCUGCUAAGUGUUUCUUUGGCUUUGUUGGAUUUGAUUGCGUAGCAACUACUGGUGAAGAAGCAAAAAAUCCACAAAGGCAUAUUCCUCUUGCUAUCGUAAUAUCACUGCUUGUAAUUUUCCUGUCUUAUUUUGGAAUUUCAACUGUAAUUACUAUGAUGGUUCCUUACUACCUACAGAAUGAAGAUGCACCACUUGUUGUAGCUUUUAGACAAGUUGGUUAUGACACUGUCGGUACUAUUGUGUCGUUUGGAGCAGUAUUUGCACUUUGCACAAGUUUACUCGGUUCGAUGUUUCCUAUGCCAAGAAUGCUGUACUCGAUGGCUGGUGAUGGGCUACUGUUUUCAAGUUUCGCCAAAGUCCACCCUAAGACGAAGACUCCUUUGAUAUCUACACUCGUCGCUGGGAUAAUAUCAGGUGUAAUGUCUGCAGUAUUUAAACUUGACCAAUUGAUAGACAUGAUGUCUAUUGGAACACUGCUCGCUUAUACCAUAGUCUCCCUAUGUGUUCUUCUAUUAAGGUAUAGAGAUCCAAAACCAGCUCUAUAUGAGCCUAAAACUAUUAUUAAAGAGAAACCAACAUUUGGUCAAUCAUUGGGACUAGUUGUAAAUUAUAAUAGACUCUCUACUCCAGAUAAGGGAACUACCCUUAUCGCUGAAGUUUCAACAUUGACGUUUUGUGUGCUUACAUUUAUAACAACAUUAUGGUUAGUGAUAUUUGAGAAUACUAUGAGCACUGAUUCAUGGAGCAUAUAUGUUUUUUACUUGCUACUUUCCUUAACUUGCCUCCCAGUCAUUGUCAUAUCAUUGCAGCCUCAGCAUGUACCUAAUCUGUUUUUUAAGGUUCCAUUAAUUCCAUUUCUUCCUUGUAUGAGUAUAUUUAUAAAUGUGUACCUAAUGAUGAAACUUGAUGUUCACACCUGGAUUAGAUUUUCCAUUUGGAUAGUACUUGGUGGGAUGAUAUACAUUUUCUAUAGUAUUUCACACAGUGUUGAAGGUAAACGUCUAAAAGGCUCAAAAGAAGAAAGGAAUAUUACUAUGCGUUAAGCUGUACUAAUUCAUUACUUAAUACUAAUUCAUUGACUUCAAAGUAUCAUUUGUUGCGGGAUGUUCAGAUUAGGCAUCUCUCCCUUUAAAUGGAAUUUUAAAUUUUAAACAUAAUUUAUCCAGAGGUCAAACAACUUGAUGAUCAACUUAAUUGUGUGAAAAUGAUUUAUCAAAUAUUCCAUCUUUUUAAAAAAAUAUUAUUUGUAAUUAUUAAAAAAAAAUAUCUUUAUUAUGGUAGAACCAUUGAGAUAAUUUUUUUUUGUUUGAGACAUGAUUUAUCCAGUAGCUUUGGUAACAUCCAGGAAGAAAAAAAUUCUCUUGAGGCCUAACAUCAUUUAUUAUGAAUGACCCAUAUAUUAUGUUUUAUUAUUUAAAAUUAUCAUGCUACUAUUACCUCAACUAUAAGCCAUUAUUUGAG